Messenger RNA from Gamsiella multidivaricata, 1323 nucleotides. RefSeq names its product PAC2 family-domain-containing protein. The transcript has a single exon. Gene Ontology annotation, biological process: proteasome assembly. The record is from RefSeq and is a predicted model, not a curated record. Gene Ontology annotation, cellular component: nucleus; cytosol. Lineage: Eukaryota; Fungi; Mortierellomycota; Mortierellomycetes; Mortierellales; Mortierellaceae. Bases 223 to 1218 code for a protein of 331 amino acids.
ACCCAUUGCAUCCCCAUCUACUCCACAGCACAUUGUAAUAAAACCAUUUCGCAAAGAAUAGCGCGAACCAUUUCAUUUCAGGCAUAUGUAAGCGUUGUGCGCGGAAAGAGUCACGUUUCACACGCAAGUUUGAACGCGCGUCCUACUUUCGAGUAGUUAAGAACCCUGCCUGGAACCGUUUAAUUCAAGCUCCAACCAUCAACAACAGCAACUUACAGGACCAUGAACACAUUUGUGCCAUCACCAGGUUUCGAUGCCAGCCGUUUCAAAGGCACAAUCCUCAUCCUGCCCUCGGUGUCGAUCGGAAAUGUGCCCCAGCUGACAACAGAUCUUCUCCUUGCGACUCUCAAGCUCGACCGUGUUGGCUGUAUCGAGGACGAGAAUGUCAUUCCCGUCGUUGGGCCUGCCGAUAAACCACACGAGGCAACUUCGCCAUUAUCAGCAACAGCAACAACUGCACCAGGGUCAGCAGCGUCAGGAGCAGGGCUUUCUUUGGCCGUUGAGGUCUUCCAAUCCAAGGAUGGCAAAUGGACCCUGAUCCAGCAGCGUUCGCCUACAGUUCGUCACCGGUCACACUUUUAUGCAGACAACCUUGUUCAGUUCAUCAAGGAUGCAGAAUUCGAUCAAGUGGUGCUCUUGGCCUCGGCAGAUGGAGCUCGUCGAGUGGAUAUUCAAUUGAGGUCGAGUACACCUGUCCGAUAUAUUUCCUCACCCGCAGUACCCAAGACCUUGCUGGAGACGAUCCAAGGAUUAGGACUAGAGCAGCUCGAGAAUGUGGCCACGACAGAGGAUGAAAGGCGAGAGGCAUUGAUCAGACGACAGGAACACUUCCUAACACACGACCCGUCCAGUGCAGCCGCAGUUUCUUCUACAUCCGCAUCUGCAUUAACUGAUCGAGUAGAAGGAAUGCAACUGGACGAGUCCGCCACAGUGGGUCAACAGCAGCUAGAGAAAGUACCAAGGAUACCCAAUGGCGGGAUCGCUCGUCGAUUGCACUCUUUGUGUCAGGAACAAGGGAUCGCCAUCUUGACGAUCGUCAAAUUCGCGAUGGAAGGAGAUAAUGCGCCGGAUGCGAUUUUCCUAGCCAAUGUGUUAAAUGCGAUCUUCAAGAUGCAUGCCCCAACAGAGCAGCAGACCCUGCAGGGCGAAGGGUGGAAGGCCCCCAAGAGCUGGGACUCGCUUUACGGCAACACAUUUCAUCAAGACAUGUACCAGUGAUUCCAUUCGAACUAAAAACGAAAACGCUGAGGAAAAAUGGCAAUAAAAAAAAAUGGCAAUAAAAAAGAAAAGUCGGCAUGUUUAGGGACAUGGUGUAUGUCUAGG